Messenger RNA from Diaporthe amygdali, 1596 nucleotides. RefSeq lists its product as uncharacterized. NCBI's taxonomy places the organism in Eukaryota, Fungi, Ascomycota, Sordariomycetes, Diaporthales, Diaporthaceae. Gene Ontology annotation, molecular function: peroxidase activity; heme binding. The transcript has 4 exons. The record is from RefSeq and is a predicted model, not a curated record. Bases 1 to 1596 code for a protein of 531 amino acids. Gene Ontology annotation, biological process: hydrogen peroxide catabolic process; cellular response to oxidative stress; response to reactive oxygen species.
AUGCGCCUCCUAACGCGCCUGCUCGCGCCCACCCUCGUGAUUUUCCACACAUCUCUGGCGGCACUCUACUACCCCGACCCUGAGACCGCGUUCCUCGAGCACAUCCUCGUCGACAACUGGGGCGCUUACGCCUCCAACUUCUCGGCCGCCAUCACGCCCUGCAGCAACUAUGUGACCGAGGUCGGCGAGCCCGCGGUCAACAGCGGGCGCACGACGGCGGCGCAGUGGAUGCGGGUUGCGUUCCACGAUUUCGUCACCGCGGACGUCGAGGCUGGGACCGGCGGCAUCGAUGCCAGCAUUGGCUUCGAGACGGAGAGGGGGGAGAACUCUGGCAGUGCUUUUAACGACAGUUUCACGUUCUGGGCGCCGUUUGUGAACGAUGCUGUAUCUAUGGCGGAUCUCGUUGCGAUAGGAACUGUCAUGUCCAUGGGCCUAUGCGGCGGGCAAGAAGUCCCCUACCGGCCGGGGAGAAUCGAUGCACUGCAGGCGGACCCUACAACAGGCGUGCCGGCGCCUGAGACUAAUCUUGAGGAGACAAUGGCCUUUUUUGAGAGGGCUGGGUUCAACCAGGCCGACUCCAUCGGGCUGACGGCGUGCGGCCAUACUAUGGGGUCAGUUCACCAUGGUGGGUUCCCAGAUGUCGUCCCAGAGUCUGCCGUGACCCCAAACAACACGAACGGCGGAUCAAAUUUCGACACGACGCGCUCGGCGUUCGACGCCAAGGUCGUCCACGAGUACAUCGACUGGACGGGCAACAGAGGCGGGCCGCUCGUCACAACAGACAACAUCACGACCCGCUCUGACCUGCGGUUGUACGAGAGCGACGGUAACGCCACGAUGCAGUCGUUGUACGACAUGGGUGACGCAUUUCUCGGCACCUGCGUCGACCUGAUGGGCCGUAUGAUAAACACCGUGCCGGCAGGUGUUGAGUUGGGACCGCCCAUGUCGCCAAUGGAAGUGAAGCCUGUCAACGUCACCUUCGACCUCGACGGCCAAGGAAAUCUGUAUAUCUCGGGCAAGAUUCGUGUCCUUACCCAAACAAGCGAUACCCCAUCGCCUAUCCAGGUCUCCCUAGUUGCAGACGAUGGCGACUCUGCCCCUAUAACACUGGACCCCGAGGGAGAGACGGGGAGUUCAGUAUACGGAAACACCCAGUACUACUCAUUUUCACUCCCGGCCGACCAAAACAACACGUACACCACCCUGAGAGUCGAUUGGGGCACAGCAUCGUCCGCGUCUUUCCCACUGCAGAACAACGUCUUCGUAGUGCCCAGCCAGACAACCAUCAAUGGGACCAAGGUGGACAUCACUGUGGCCGUCAGGCCGGGUCAAGCGUCCUCGCCGGCCAACGUCGUCGUCACCGCCCCUGUGCGGCAGCAGGGGACACUGGCGCCCAAGAUUACCGAGCACGACGUGAAAUUGGCCGGAACGGGCACGACGGGUUCUGGUGGCUACCAGCUGUGGACAGGCUCGGUGGACCUGGGCAUCAUCGACACGUCCAUCACGGGGGCGGUCGGGGUAAAGAUCGAUGCGACAGGCGAGGGCGGCGCGGUGCGUGAUGUUUUGUACCUGAGCGCUGGGGUUGCCGCAUGGUAA